AUGCCAUCUAAGAUUUCUACCAUUUUCUACAUACAUGAUUCAAACGAAAGACUUAUGCAAGAAUAUACGGUUAAAGAGAUUAUGGCUGUGUCGAGAAUAUCGAGACUCAGAUUGAAGAUUUUGAAAGGAGGAUGUGAUAUGUUUAAAGGAGAAAUUUGUAGCCUGCGCAGGUACUGGCUAGUUUUUUAUUAUACUUUUGGGAUUUGGCAACGGUUUUGGGAUUUGGCAAUUAUUUGGAAUUUCGAUAAAGGUUUGGGAUUUUGGAAACGGUUUUGGGUUUUGGCAAUUAUUUGGGAUUUAAAUAAAGGUUUGGGAUUUCGGCAAUGGUUUGGGAUUUCGGUGAUGGUUUGGGAUUCUGACGAUGGUUUGGGAUUUUGGCAGUAGUUUGGGAUUUGGGAUUUGGGAUUUCGGCAAAAUUCCGAAACUAUAUUUCGG
Messenger RNA from Rhizophagus irregularis DAOM 181602=DAOM 197198, 435 nucleotides. The record is from RefSeq and is a predicted model, not a curated record. NCBI's taxonomy places the organism in Eukaryota, Fungi, Glomeromycota, Glomeromycetes, Glomerales, Glomeraceae.